CCCCCCCCCCCCCCCCCUAUUCCUCUCGCUCACUCGCCCCCAUUCUGCUUUUCGCAUCGGUCUGCUGCAUGCCACAAGCAUUCUGAUUUCGACGGUUUGAACUUCCCGAUGGCUUCCGUCACCUCCCUGGACAAGGACUUGCGCAAUCUGCGCCUGUCCCGCUAUACCCCGCAGGCAGCCGCGGAGGUCCGCGACUGGAUCGAAGAGGCGCUUCAGGAUAGACUAAAGGCUGGAGAUUUACUGGACGCUUUGAAAGAUGGUGUCGCACUCUGCCGGCUGGUCAACCUAGCCGUCUCCCCCGGUGUCAAGUACAAGCAGUCAUCCAUGCCAUUCGUACAGAUGGAGAACAUCUCUCACUUCCUGCGCGCUUGUCAAACGCAGCCUCUUAGCCUGCCCCCUCACGAUGUCUUCCUCACCGUCGAUCUCUACGAAGCGAAGGAUCCCGCGCAGGUCCUGCAGUGCAUCACGUCCUUCAGCAGACGCGCCAAUGCCCUGCAGCCUAGCAAGUUCCCUCGUGCACUUGGCCCGCAGAGCAAAGGAACUACGCUGAGCCCGCACGCGACCGGGUCCAGCCAGGGACCCUACACCCCCACGAAGUCUAGUGCCUCCGGACACUCGAGUCCGGCUCGGUCUCCCAACCCCGUGAGCAGCUGGAGCAAGAAAUCGGACCAGUUUGCCACGGCUCCUGCUUGGAACAUCCACCAGUAUGGCUACAUGGGUGGUGCCAGUCAGGGAAACCAGGGCGUCGCCUUCGGCGCUCGUCGGCAGAUUACCACCGCUGCCCCGCAUGUUCCCAGCCUGGCCGAAAAGGAAAAGCGAAGACGGGAGGAAGACGAACGCCAGCUUCUGGAAAAGCAGGAAGCGGAGCGCCGGCGUCAGCUAGAGCGUGAAGCGGACGAGGAGCGCGCGCGCGUCGAAGAGGAACGCCGCUGGCAGGAGGAGACGGCGCGUGCAAGGGAGCAAGAGCGCCUCGGUGUGGAGGAGGAGAGGAAGCGCUGGGAAGACCAACAGCGCAAGUGGGACGAGGAGGAGCAGCAGCGUGUGCGGGAGGAGAAGGAGGUGGAGGAUCGGCUCGAACGGGAACGGCUGCAACGACGGGAGGCCACCGACAGUCGUCUCAAUGGCCAGUUCCUCAGCCAAUACCAAGCCAGUGUGGCAGGAGCUACUAGCCCUGCAGCCGAAAACCAGGAAAGACAGCGCGUCCGACAACUCGAGCGGGAGCUGGAGCGGGCCAAGGAGCGCGAGCGCCAGUACGAACGCGAACGCCAGGAUGGCGGCGAAAAGGAGGCCGCCACGCCGGAAGCUCGCAGCCCCCGCGCGCUCCCUGUUCCUGUCAAAGCAAGCUAUAACCUCUCAUCACUGGAGCAGGAACGCCGCCUGCUGCGCCAAGAAUGGCAAAACCACCAUACCGAGGAUCCGGCCGAAGCGAGCAGCCCUCCACCCAUGCCUGCACGACCUCUUCCCGAGCCCGUGGAAGACAAGCCACCCAUGCCCCCUCGUCCUCUGCCCGAGCCUGCGGAAGUGCCGCCCCCCAUGCCGCCCCGCCAUCUCCCAGACCAGCCGCAGGAGAGCCGUGUGGAUCGUUUCCUCGCCACGAACCGUCCCCCUGUUGCCGCGAAGCCCGCCACCCACCGUCCCCAAGACUUCACAACGACAUCGGAGGUUGACGCCGAGAACAGCCGCCGCAUCGCUGCCCAGGAGAAGACCAAAGCCGGCGGAUGGGCCUCCAAGUCCCUGCUCGAGCGGGAGAUGGAGCGCGAACGGGAGCGUCAACGCGAGUGGGAGGAGAACCAGAAGCAAACCGAACAGGUUGCUGCCCAGGGCAUGCGCGACGGGUCUCUCGGCACAGGCCCGGGCCAGGGAGCGUGGGACGUCCACCAGUACGGCUUCCUCGGAGGCGAUAGCCAGAACCGCGGCGGUCCCGGUCUGGGCGUUGGCGGCGCCAGACGCCAGAUCAUUGGCCCGCGGCCCCCUCCGUAAAUGGCUGUGCAUGUACCUACCAGGACAUAGAGCUUCAGACUGAAGUCGCUUUAUACCCACCCUUCCCCCUGCGCUUUCUUACUCAGUAUGCAAUCCGAUACUUCAAUCCCCCCUUGCCCUUGUAAAUAGGUAGUCCAACAAUGGCAGAAUUAGAUUUCAAUAGAAUUGCACUUCACAAC
Messenger RNA from Aspergillus heteromorphus CBS 117.55, 2159 nucleotides. RefSeq names its product calponin homology domain protein. Lineage: Eukaryota; Fungi; Ascomycota; Eurotiomycetes; Eurotiales; Aspergillaceae. The record is from RefSeq and is a predicted model, not a curated record. The coding region runs from base 109 to 1980 and encodes 623 amino acids. The transcript has 2 exons. Gene Ontology annotation, molecular function: protein binding.